Messenger RNA from Homarus americanus (American lobster), 981 nucleotides. RefSeq lists its product as uncharacterized. NCBI's taxonomy places the organism in Eukaryota, Metazoa, Arthropoda, Malacostraca, Decapoda, Nephropidae. The record is from RefSeq and is a predicted model, not a curated record. Bases 1 to 981 code for a protein of 326 amino acids. The transcript is spliced from 7 exons.
AUGCCUGUUGCUGAGGACUGUAUCAACGAUUUGGCGGAGGCCAAAUGGGAACGUACCCCACAGAGAAGACCAGAGUCUACUGGCAGAGCCGCAACAAUUCUGAAGAUGAGAGUGCCCGGUUUAUCGCCAGACCGGAGAGUUAUUAAUAGCCGCCUGACCAGGUGUCCGAUCUCUGCCAUCGAUUCAGGCCCACCACGAGAUAUUCCAGUCAAGACGGUGUUGGGAAGCCGCCGCUGGCUCCCACCGACUCGGCGUCAGAGAUUCGAGAGGUUCACGGAGCUGUCGACGCAUUUCUCCUACGUCAACAGGGAGGAUAAUAUUGACAUGUUGAGCAUAUAUCACGCAGAGAAGCAACUGAUGCUAUGGCUCAACGGCCAGGGUCAGACAGACGAUUUGGACAUCAACGUCUGGGAUGUGGCCCUCGAAACAUGGAACCAUCUGUGUCACAUCCUGAGUCGGACCACCUAUACCAUCUACUGGCAGGGUGAGGAACUGUUCACGGGGAAUUUGGAGGCUGGCUGGUCCCUGGAGAUGAAUGGUUCGCUCGUGCUGGGCCAGGAACAAGAUAGCCUUGGCGGGGGCUUUGACGUUACGCAGGUGAUGAUUGGGGAAAUAGCUCAGGUUUCCAUUUGGGACCGCGCAUUCUGGCACACCGAAGUGGUGGAUAUGGCUGCCUGUCACACCCUGGGUCGAGGUAACAUCUUCAACUCUGACACAGAUGAACUAGAAGUAUAUGGAGUUACCUUCAAAUUCGUGGAUGUAGAGAGUUUUUGCAGGUCACCAAACCACUACUACAUGAUCCUGCCAGAGGAGCAGACUUUGUCAGAGUCCAAUGACCAAUGUCAAAUGUUGAAGGCACCUUUAGCAGUGCCAAAUGAUGCCACUGACAAUGACCACCUCACUGAGGAGCUCCUCCCUUAUGAGCAGCUCUGCUCUCCAGGCAAAGACUGGAAACAAUGGCUUGGCAUCAGUGACAUCUAG